Molecule: messenger RNA, 2870 nt
Organism: Talpa occidentalis (Iberian mole)
Lineage: Eukaryota; Metazoa; Chordata; Mammalia; Eulipotyphla; Talpidae
Gene: CHD1L
Product: chromodomain helicase DNA binding protein 1 like
Exons: 23
Coding region: 163-2634 (823 amino acids)
Biological process (GO): chromatin remodeling; DNA repair
Cellular component (GO): nucleus
Molecular function (GO): ATP-dependent chromatin remodeler activity; ATP binding; DNA helicase activity
Source: RefSeq, a predicted model, not a curated record
AGGAAAGAUAAAGCGUGGUGUCUCCGGAUACAUCCAUGUGCGUGUCAAGCCAGUCUUUACAUUGGAACCCUCAGGGUUUCUUUACGCUCUUAUCAGCUGGAGGGAGUCAACUGGCUGGCCCAGCGCUUCCACGGCCAGAAUGGCUGCAUCCUGGGAGACGAGAUGGGCCUGGGGAAGACCUGCCAGGCUAUUGCUCUCUUCGUCUACCUGGCCGGGAGAUUAAACGACGAGGGGCCAUUUCUGAUCCUCUGUCCCUUGUCUGUUCUAAGCAACUGGAGAGAAGAAAUAGAGAGAUUUGCUCCAGGCCUUUCCUGUGUGACAUAUUCAGGUGACAAGGAGGAGAGAGCCCGCCUGCAGCAAGACCUGAAGCCGGAGCUGCGUUUUCAUGUGCUGCUCACUACCUUUGAGGUUUGCCUGAAAGACGCAGCAUUCCUAAAAUCUUUUCCUUGGAGUGUUCUCGUUGUGGAUGAAGCUCACCGCUUGAAAAACCAAAGCUCCUUGCUACAUAAGACACUUUCCGAGUUCUCAGUCGUCUUCAAUCUCCUGCUGACCGGAACCCCCAUCCAGAACAGCCUCCAGGAGCUCUACUCCCUGCUCAGUUUUGUGGAGCCAGAUGUCUUCUCCAAGGAACAGGUGGAGGAUUUUGUUGAGCGGUACCAGCAUAUUGAGAAAGAGCCCCAGUCAGCAGGUGAGCUGCACAGGCUCUUGCAGCCGUAUCUGCUGAGGCGAGUGAAGGCUGAGGUGGCCACAGAACUUCCCAGGAAAACAGAGGUCGUGCUAUACCACAGCAUGUCCGCGCUGCAGAAACAAUACUACAAGGCCAUUUUGAUGAAGGACCUGGAUGCAUUUGAAAAUGAAGUGGCAAAGAAAGUCAAACUUCAGAACAUCCUGUCCCAGCUUCGAAAAUGUGUGGGCCACCCUUACUUGUUUGAUGGUGUGGAGCCAGAGCCUUUUGAAAUCGGAGAGCACCUGAUUGAAGCCAGUGGGAAACUUCACCUGCUGGACAAGCUGCUGGCGUUCCUGUAUUCCAGGGGCCAUCGAGUUUUACUUUUCUCCCAGAUGACCCAGAUGUUGGAUAUUCUCCAGGACUACUUGGAUUAUAGAGGUUACAGCUAUGAGCGUGUGGAUGGUUCCGUGAGAGGCGAAGAGCGGCACCUGGCCAUUAAGAACUUCGGACAGCAGCCGAUUUUUAUCUUCCUGUUGAGCACCAGGGCAGGUGGGGUCGGCAUGAACCUGACUGCGGCCGACACGGUCAUAUUCGUGGACAGCGACUUCAACCCCCAGAAUGACCUGCAAGCAGCCGCCAGAGCGCACCGCAUCGGCCAGAGCAAGACUGUUAAAGUCAUUCGGCUGAUCGGCCGAGACACCGUGGAAGAGAUAGUCUACAGGAGAGCGGCCUCCAAGCUGCAGCUCACCACCGCCAUCAUGGAAGGGGGCCACUUCACGCUGGGGGGCCAGAAGCCUGCGGCCGGCACUGACCUCCAGUUGAGCGAGAUCCUCAAGUUCGGCUUGGAUAAGCUGCUGUCCUCCGAGGGGAGCACCGUGGACGAGGUCGACCUGGAGUCUAUUUUGGGGGAGACUCAAGAUGGCCAGUGGGUCUCUGCCGCCCCGACACCGGCUGCAGAAGGAACCACGGAGCAGGAGGAAGGGGAAAACCACAUGUACUUAUUUGAAGGUAAAGAUUAUUCUAAAGAACCUAGUAAAGAGGACAGAGAAUCAUUUGAGCAGCUGGUGAAUCUUCAGAAAACCCUUUUGGAGGAAACAAGCCAAGGAGGUCGGCUGCUUCGAAAUAAAGGCAGUGCUGUCAUGCCAGGGCUCGUGGAGGUGGCCAAAAGGAGGCGGGUUCUUAGCCCCGAGGAGCUGGAGCACAGGAGGAGAAAGAGACAGGAAGCCGCGGCCAAGAGGAGGAGACUGAUGGAGGAGAAGCAAAGGAAAAAGGAAGAAGCCGAACAUAAGAAAAAGAUGGCCUGGUGGGAGUCCAACAACUACCGGUCCGCCUGCCUGCCUUCCGAGGAAAGCGAGCCCGAGGACCUGACGGGUGGGGAAGACGAGCGCCCGGCCCAGCUGGAUCAUGAAGACCCGGACUCGACGUCCAUCAAGUACCUGAGCGGCGACGUCACCCACCCGCAGGCCGGGCCGGAGGACGCCAUCGUGGUGCACUGUGUGGAUGACUCUGGCCGCUGGGGCCGAGGCGGCCUGUUCACAGCUCUGGAAACACGGUCCACGGAGCCGCGGAAAAUCUACGAGCUGGCCGGGAAGAUGGAAGACCUGAGUUUGGGAGGAGUCCUUUUAUUUCCUAUUGAUGAUAAAGAGUCGAGAAGCAAAGGGCAAGAUUUGUUAGCUUUGAUUGUGGCUCAGCACCGCGACCACACCAACGUCCUGUCCGGCAUUAAGAUGGCGGCCCUGGAAGAGGGCCUGAGGAAGAUAUUCGUAGCAGCAAAGGAAAGGAAAGCAAGCGUUCACCUUCCACGCAUCGGACACACCACAAAAGGCUUUAACUGGUACGGCACCGAGCGGCUUAUCCGGAAGCAUCUGGCUGCAAAAGGCAUCCCGACCUACAUCUACUACUACCCUCGAAGCAAGACUGCCGGCCCGCCUUCUCCGGCCGCCGCCUCCGGGCCCCUGGUGCCUUAACUGGCCUUCGGUGUCAGCCUCAGCCACCAGCUGAUGAGCUACUGGAAUCGAGUAUUUCAAAAACGAACCCCCGUCUGAGGGGCCUCUGAGAUACUGUUUUCGAAAGGCCAGUUUUCUGCCCGUGGGUGUGCCACUCCGACCGGGGCCCGUGGUGCAGGGACGCACAGCUUCCCGGGCUCUAGCUUGAAGAGCCAUUUGCAUAAUAAAUUUUAUUUCUCUAAGGUUUCAUUGAUUUC